AUGGCGCACAUGAGCCUGGAACAGUAUCUCAGUCAGGUUUGAAAAGCAGCUAAAUUUCUUUGCUCUGAAAUCAUCGGGUGAAAUACUGACAUCCUUCUGUGAAAUAUAUUAGGUGGAAAGAGGGCUUGUGUCCAAGAAUGGUGACAUUUUAGCGGUAAGUGUCGUAAGCGUUGUACACAUGUGUUUCGUUUGUGUGACUGUGUGGUUUUAAUAGAGGAAACUUCCUUGUAUAUAUAGGCGAGGUAAGACUUAACUCACUGACUGUCACUGUAGCAAGAGACGUUUCAGUUGACUGUCGUGAGUUAUGAAAUUUAAAAUUUAUUUUGUUCUGCAUGUCAAUACUCUCGAACAGUCACAUUUUCACCAAACCAGUCAAGACUCGUUUGCAGAGUGUGUGUAUAAUAUGCGAGCCAGCGAGUCAUGCGAGUCAACAUGUGAGUCAACAUGCGAGCCAUGCGAGUCAUGCGAGUCAGCAUAAAAUAACUUUGUUUUUAACGUAAACUACUACUAAGUAACGUAUCUAUUCCAAAGGCAGGUCCUUUAAAAUUCAGCUUCAGAAAAAUUCGCCAACAUACAAAUUGAACGAGGUGAAACAAUAACAAAGGUUUCUCAAAAUUCACAGUUAUCGAAAAAGCUAUGACGUCAUUGAGGGGUAUUUUCGUUAGCGAGUCAACAUUUUACGAGUUUAUUCCUUGCGAUUUACUUAAGAUGUUUCUUUUCUUCAAGUUUAUACACUCGAUAAAAUUGCGGGCGACAUGACUUAGGACUCAUGACUUCGGGCGAGAUGACUUUCGGGCGACUUGACCGGUUACCUUUUCAUACAUUUUCUUUAAAAGACUUUCUUGCUGUCGUCUGAACGCUAAUUUCAUGCUACAAAUGUUAAAAAAGUUAAAUUGCCUAUGAUAUGCCAAAAAAUGGAUUCUCUUUCCUCCGAACUUCUGUCUCGCAUGGCUCACAUGAUGACUCGCAUGACUCACUGGCUCGACUCGCAUGACUCGCUGGCUCGCUGGCUCGCAGUUUGUCAAGACCCUUUGCAGAUGUUUUUCUUCAGUUCACACAUAAUAUAUAGAUUUAGCCAGGGCUAAAAGCGAAGCUCCCGUUCAUAAAUUCAUAAUUUAAAUCAAACAAUAAACUUGUAAUCCGCAGAUCAGGGCACAUUCAUUUGACGUUUGAGGCAAAGGCUAAGUGAUUUUAGAGAAAAAUAAUUUGACAGUCCAAGAGUGAAACAGCUUUUACAUCGAGUUAUUAAAUAAUCUUAUUUGUACACCCAAAAAUAGCAAUCAUGUUCGAUCACAGUAGAUUAGGCCUGGAAAACAAAUAGACCUACCUAUUCGUGUAUUGUAUUUGCAUUAGCUGUUGAAUCAUAAUGUGGCAUUCACCACUCUCUCCAACAUUGCUCCGUUUGAGAGACUAUGGAUAAUUGGACAACCCCAAAUAUAAUUUUAAAAACACAGGCGCCACGAUAGUCCUUGGUGGCAGCCAAUUUACACGUUGCAUUCCUCUGUCUAAAAAGAGGGCAAAAAUAAAAAAUCAGGCCGGAUUUUUUGUGUUCGACAAGUUUAGUUUGCUAGUAAAUCUUGGCGACGAAUCUGGUGGAGUGUAAACCAGCCUUUUAAACAUACUUUUUCUCAUCACGUCUCAGGUAAACAGUACUAUGAGGCCCUUGUUUUUAUCAUACAGAUCUCGGACAGAAUUUGUUCUUUUUUGCCCAAUUUAAACCUAUAAUUCUGCCGUUUUUCACAAUUUUGCAAGAGAAUUUGCACUCAUUCAAUAUCCACGACGAUCAAAGCACGCGCUUCCUUUGCACAACAAAUUAUAGCAUUGAAUUAUAAAACGUUUUCAUGAAGAGAAUUCUAUAAUGCCAGGACUUUCAGUUAGAAAAAUCUGGUCCUAUGUGAUAUGCAGGGUAAAAUGGGCUUUUAAUGAAAACGAUAAAAAAAUUCCCAAAAUCACUUUUCGCCCAGCGGACGGGGCUCACUUUUGACAGGCACUAAAUUUGCAGUGCGAUUAAUAGAGUUACCAUUUACGCUUCAACAUGAUAGAUAAAUUGUAUGUUUAGGUUUUAUUUCCCUUUAUUUAUUAAACUGCGGACGGCUUUGUUAUGUGUAAUCUUUAAAAGCGAGUGAUAUUUACGUAGGCGUUUUGAGUAUUCCUGCAUGAGAUGUUUAUGUUCGACUGGAUACAACCGGUGCAGCGAUAAAAAUUGCGAGAGGGACUACUAACAAUCAAUAAAAUAAAUAUAAUUCGGUGAAACAUGUACAGAGACAAUAAUUUUCAUUCACGAAGAGAAGUAUUGAGAGUAAAGUGUCUUUGAAAAUCAUGAGUCAGGUAAGCAUAAGCUUAUUUAUGUUUUAAGCAGGCUUCCCGGUGUUUGCUCUUUUUCAAGAUGAACUCGAGGCAAGAAAAUCGCUCAGGGCUUUCUUUUUACAGUCAAAAUCAUAAGUAAAUAAUCUUCGGAACAUUUUCUUUGAAUUUGAGGUCAAAAAAUGUCUAAAGGCUUUUUAAACCUGAUACUAUUGUAGGUUAGAUCAUUGCUCGUACAUAAACUUAAGCCGCAUAAACCAUACGCUCGACUUCAGGAAACCGAAAAAAAAAAACACAUCAAAGACAACAAUUUCUCAGGCUUACCAGUGGAAAUGCUGCUUCUGAAGGUCAUCAAGUGUUCCAGAAUUUUCAACCCUCUUACGCCUCAAGCAAGGGCAAGUGAGUAGGCUCAUUUUUGAAAACGAUGCCAUCCGAAAUCAGAUUUCCAAUGACUUUGACAAGUGGUGCAUUUGUCAACAAAGAGCGCAAUAAACAAACCAGCCAUGAAUUACAGAACAAUCUUGAUAGCAGCUGUAUUUCAUUUUGUAAACCAAGUAGAAACAGCCAGUUUAAAACAUCACAAGAUGACACAAAACUCUGUAAGCUCCAGCUAUCAGUAAGCAAGUUUCCAGACGCUGCAUAAAUUUUCCGCAUGAACUCACCUGUCAAAUUUUGACCAAUCAGAACAUAAAAAUUGAUCGUAGAGCGUGAUCAACGCGUGACAGUAAGAAAAGUCAAAAGUGAUUGCCUUCCCCGCAUGUAAAUGUAAAAGCCGGUUGAAUUUUCGCGUCCGAGGUCAGUUCGAAAUCAACAUUUUAAAAGUGCGGCUCAUGAACUCGACUUAUUUCAUAUGCUUUUAAAAAAAAUUGAACUUGAGCCUGUGAUAAUUGAAAAGUAGCAACCUGUCAGCGGAUAUGUUAAAAAACACUCGAACUCAGUGGGUCGAUACCUGAGCCCGCGAUAGGGUCAGGCGAUACUGGUCAGCAGUAACACUAUUUUGACUGCUGUCAAUUAAUCAAAACAUGGAUGUACAAUAUCAGGUUGCAGGCUCCCAAACUAGCUAGAAAGUGUGAGAUUAAAUGUUGGUAUACCUGUGGUGCGGACGGACGGAAGGUCGGGUGGUCGGUGUACGGUCACGUGAUUGCCGAAUUUUCUAAGAUGGAUCGAUUUUCUAAGCUAUGGGACUUCGAAUUGAGCCCAUGAUCAAAUAAAAUAUCAGCGCAAAACUUUAAACACUACGUGACCUCAAUGGAUAGGCUAAUGAGCCCGCGAUACACUCAGAUGAUGAUGGUCAGCGUAUACUCUAGUUUGACAGCUGUCAAUUAACCUUCAUUACAAUGGCGAAUAUUCGAAUUAACAGACUACGAGUGUGAGUAAGACAUCUCCGUCCGGCAUAUAGUGGAAAAUGCCAGAUCGUGUACCUGAGCGAACCUGAGCCCACGUUAUUAGUUUUCUAAUAGUGGUCUGCACAUGUCCCAUUUUGACAGCUGUCAAUUGACCUUAAUUUGGCUUGCCAAUAUAUCUUUAAAUGACUGUCAGCCAACUGACAGCCUUGCCCAGUGUAGUUUUGUUUUUAUGUUGAAUUGGUAAGUGUGACAUAUUAUAUCCGCUUAUAUGUAGGGGCAAAACGACUGGUCUUUCAUCUGAGCCCGCGAGAUAGUCAUGUGAUAAUUGUCAGCGGAUGCCUAAUUUUGACAGCUGUCAAUCUAAUCGUACUCAUGCGGAUGGCUUACAUAACUAAGAGGCGAGUCAAGUUGUGCAAGAUCCUUUGUGACAUUUGACAUCGGCUUACAUGAAGCGUGUGUACGGGUGGGCGGGCGGGCGGGCGUACGCUAUGUCAUAACCAAAUUUUCUCAGAUGGAUAGUUUACCAAAUUUUCUUACCCAUGGUGCUCCGCUCUGCGCGCGCUUCGCGCGCGCGAGGAGCUCCGCUAUAAUAUAGUGUAGGGUACAUGUGCAUGCCGUAUUUUGCACUUCAUAAAAUUAAUGAGAAUGGAUUCACAUUGUGAUUAGUAAAAAACCUAUAAUUCGUUUAUUGGACAGUCAGAGUGAGACUAACCUGCGUAGCAGGCGCUUGGAAGUAAAAGGUGCAAGAAAGAAUGGGGUGUGUGAGGGAGACACACAAAGGGAGAGGGAUCGCUGCUUUUACUUGCUUUCUGAGAGUGCGAAAAAUUCCUCUUGGUUAAUAGGCUCCCGAGGGGAUAAGUGUUUGCCGUAGGUGAGAAAACUGUCAAUCAAAGAAAACAUGAGAUCAUUUGUAAACAUGUAGUACAAUGAAGGUCGUAUUACAACAGUAAAUGGUAUAAUCAAAAAUCAGAUCUUGGAGGUCACUAAUUUAAUACCACUGUGUGGCUAUAAUCUCAAAGAAAAAGUGGAUUGUGCAAAUGGUAUUCACAAAGGAACGAUUUGACAUCAAAUACCCAUUAGCAGAAGUGGUGACAGACAAAAGAUUUGUUGAAUCAUUGAAAUGAAGAUCAGAGGAAAUACUCUUUGUUCAAAAAGAACUUGGCAGCUUACAUUGUCGAUGACAUACAUACCAUCAAGACCUCCACAGGAUUGAUGAAAUGAGACUCUUACUAGGGGGAUGAAUUUCAACAAAACCUUUCACUAUUUAGCAUUGAUAUCAUUAACUUGAAUGCGACCUGAUGACUGAUGUUAAUGUCUCAUUACUGUAGCCCAUAAAAACGUCUUGUUACUGUUUACAUCCUGAACUUUAGGUCCAUUUAACAAGACAUGUCUGCUCAAAAAAUUAAUCAGCUAGCACUUUGCACAAAAGUACAGUCUGCUAUGGUAAUUUUUCCACAUACCCUGUGAUCUUUGGUAUCUGUACAGUUGUGAUUUUGCAAUCUCAGAGAACAAUAUACAGUCGACUCCCGAUAAGUCGAACCUUCAAGGUAGUGCGAGAAAAGUUUGAGUUAUCAGGAGUUCGAGUUAUCGGGAGCUCAAAGAAAAUAGCCAAAUUAAGGAAAAAAACAUUUUUUUACUGUACAGAGAACAUUUUAAUCACAUUUAAUUGUAAAUUUUGGUUCGAAUUAGCGCAAGGUUUGAGUUUGCAAGGGUUCGAGUUAUCGAGAGUCGACUGCACUAGCCUUCUAUAAUACAGAGCAUGCAUUCUAUAAAUAUAUCCAGGUUUUACUCUGUUUUUUCAUAUUUAUCGUGUCUUUGGUUAAAAACAUUAAUUAUUUUAAUGCUGUGUGUUUGUCGUCUGUUUAUUGCUCCUUUGCUCUAUAAUCAGAUCACGUAGCUGAUCUUUGUAACAGAUAUUUAGACUGAGGAUAUAAAAAUAUAACAUGCUUUGACACCUUUUGUUUGUGCCAGGUUGAUCUGGAUCAUUUUAAGUCGAAAUUUUUGACAAAUCACACAGCAGCCGCUAGAUAAUUAGAAAGAGGGUGGGAAACGAUUUUCAUAGGCUUCUUGGGUAGGCACUCCCUCUCACCUCACAUGUUCGCCUUGAGCACUGGGUUCUUUCUUGCACCCAUUUCUUUCAAGCGCCUGCGACGCAAGCUAGUCAGUGAGACAGAUGAAUUACUUUUGCAGAGUCAAUGGUUGCAAUAAUAUAUAAAUAAUUUCAAUAUUUCAUUUACUACAUCUAAGCUUACAAGGAAAUCAAAUCUAAAAGGCAGCUGAAGUUACAUACUGGUAAAACAACUUUGGCAAUAGCCUUACGCACACUCAUCCUUAAAGCAGGGCUUCUGAUAUUUCGCGGAAAAAAAAGCAAAAUUUCGCGGGAUUUUCAGGGACAAAUUCGCGGAAAAAUCGGCCGAUUUCGCGGGAUUUUCGAGGAAGAAAAGUCAAAAUUCGCAAAAAAAUCGGCUGAUUUCGUGGAUUUUAGCGGAAAAAAUUCAAAUUUCGAAGGAUUUUCAGGGGCAAAUUGUUAGGAAAAUCGGCCAAUUUCACGGGAAAUUUCGGGGGGAAACUUCGCCAAGAAGCAAUCAGUAAAAAAACAGCCGAUUUCGCUGGAUUUUUUUUGGCAAAUUUCGCUAAAAUCGAUCAAUUUUGUGUUGAUAUGACCAGCGUUGUUUAACGUUUUUUUAAGAGGGAUAUAAAUCAUUUGCUCUUUCAACAACAGUUCGCUCGAGAAAUAAGCGAAUGGUAAAGCUAUUAACAUUAUUGUUAGUGCCCAGUUUUUCACAACAUUAAUCUAAGAACGCCUGUUAGUUUUGGGACGUUGUUUACUCGUUGCAGUGACGACGUUUCAAGAUAAAUUUGGACGUUUGGGGUGAAUAAAACAGGUUUAAUUGCCAAGAUAAGUAUCAAAUAUGUUUUGCCGACAUGUAUUUGGAAAUAUUUCUGGCGAAUUUCGCGGUAUUUCGCGUUUUUUUGGGAAUUUCGCGGGAUUUCGCAGAAAUACCUGAAUUUCGCGGGUCCGCGACCGCGCGAAAUAUCAGAAGCCCUGUUAAAGAGUUAUUUUGCUGAUAAACCAUUGUAUUAUUCAUUCAAACUAUUUUGCUGUUUCUGAUUGGCUCCAAACCCCUGACCAAUUCUUCCGAACUGGCUAGCACUGACUGAAUUUGGAAGGUGUAGGCAAUAAUGCAUCAAUUCGUUGGUAUAUUGCUAGCAGACUUGUUUUCAGGAAAUAACCAGUUCAGUUAUGCAGAACUCAAGAGUGCAGCAGCCUACAGCUGUUUAUACCUGUAGCUAUCUAAGCCUGAGUGAACUGAAGGGAAGAGAUGUUCACGGCUAUCCAAAGAUGAAAAGCUGAAUUUCUGACUACAAAACAACUGAACAGAGAAAUACAAUAAUGAGCAAACAAAAUCAUAUGAUGUGAAGAAUUGUGCGGAUCUCUAAGGUUUUGGCCUCGGUAAAUAACAUCCUCCUUGAUGUGCAUUAUUCUUUACACUAUUCUCAGCCUCAUUCAAUAAUAUUGUUAUGUGUGUAAAAUAUAACCAUUAGAAAGUUUUGGAUAGUCCUAAUCCCCUGAACAGAUCACUAUCCACUUGCUAAGUAUGAAAGAAACCCAUUAUACUAUCCUUAGGGAAAAGAUUAAAUCUCCUUAUCCAGUUGAUCAUGUUACUAACCUUUUGAACAACUUGGCCAUGGAUUUGGUGUAGAGCUUUCAACUGAAAAUGACUGUAGUACUAAAAUAAUUAAUAUGUCUUUGUGUCACAGGAACUGCUUUCAUUUCACCAUCCACACAUUGCAAGUCUCAGACUUCAGGUACAUGUAUGAAUUUUAUUCAUUGUUUACAAUCCCUGUAGUACUAAACACAGUCUUCUUAUUUUAAUGUAUGUAACUGUACUGUCUUAAAAGUACUACCAAGGAGUUUUCAUAAAAUUUAAGGUGAUUGAUAUAAAAACAAUGCUUGUACAGCCCUAUCAGUGAAAGGUUAGAGAACUGUGUUGUCCUCCUUUUUACUCAUGCCAUCAUGAAUCUUUAUUUAUAGUUACCAGAUGCACAGGUUCAGUGUGAGAGGUGGUUUGAACAACCCUAUGAUGAAAUGGUAGCUUCACAUCUCAGGUAUACAUGUUGGAAGAGGAUCCAAAAUGAGUCAUACUUGUGUAAUUGCAUUUAAUGGGAUCUCAGUUUUUUUAUAACUAAGAUACGAUACAGAGAGGAGAAGUGUGACAUCACAUUACCAUGGUAGCAAAUUUCUGGAUCACAACAGUAGGAAACCUAAGCAACAACGACGGUGAUGUUUAUGAGAACUGUAAAAAAGCAAUAGUUUUAUAUUAUACUUUUUGUACUUCUCUUAGCCAUUUUUGCGUGACUGUGACGUGAAAAUUCCUUAUUUCUGGCGCCUACCUGAUAGAUUGCUAGGACACAAGACAGCAAUUUUCUUUUUCUAAACUUAGAUACUGUCCUUUCGGAUUCAAGCGCGGAAAAUUUUGCCAAAAUUUGACAAACUGAAUAAAAUUAAAUUAGAGCUUUAACAUGUUUACGGUUUGCAACAGUGUGAUUUCACUUUUUGACUGACAUUUUCGAUCUGUUGAGAUCCAGAAAUUUUGUUACCAUAGCAAUGUGACGUAAUGACUUCUCCUGUCUAUUGUAUACUUGUAUAAGCGUGUCUUUUGUGCCACCACUCUUUGGCUCUUACAUGUAGGUCAGCAUUCCUCCAUCUCCUAAUGACUGCUGAAUGAUCCACAUAAUAGGUUCUUAGGUUCGUACUUUCUAAAAUGUAAUAAAAAAAAUUUGUAUUCUUGGGCAAAUAAGAUACAUCUGUAAGUCAACAUUCAGAAUCCUCUUUGAAGACCUAGGGGUCUUAUUACUCCAACUGUAAUGUAAUGGUAUGCAGAUUUUACUAAGGAAUAAGCUAAAAAUACCGCAAGAUACUCUUAGCUUCAAUGUUUUUUUUGUUCUUCAGAAAAUAUGAACCUAUUCAAGAACCUACAUAGCCUAAAUUUGUAUUGAUUAUACUGUACCAUUUAUAUAAGAACCUCUUUAGGCUAACUUGGAAUAAUAUAGGUUCUCAGUCACAGGUUUUUACUGUAUUACAGUAUUAUUUUUCAGCCAGUAAGUUAGAGUAAGUGACCUUACAUGUAAAUAAUUGUCUGAAAAUAAGUUUUCAGCGGACGUUUGAUGCAGUAGUUAAGAAGAAGAAAAAACAAAACUUUUUUUUGCUAAUUUAUGUGUAUCUUUGUUUUUAUUUGCAGAGCUGUGUGGGCUGUGGCAAAUGGUGAUUAUGUUGAAGCACGAGCAGCUCAAGCAGUUGUUGUUCAAUAUCCUUUUAGCAAUUAACACUCUACUGCACUGUACUUUUCCUCUCCAAUAUACAGUAGAAAUACAUUCGAAACAAUCAGGUGCAGAAUUGGUCACUUUGAGGUAAAAUCUGAGACUGGGCCAACCGUUGUUGUGUCAAAUUUCCAUGUCUGACUGUGUUGGGGACAAAUUUUCAUCAAGGAAAUUUUUUCAUGUAUACUACUCUCCACAAAGGCGACCUUGGGGACAGAAGAAAGUGGCCAUUGUGGAGAGGUGGCCAUUAUGGGAAGGUAGAGGGGUAAUAUGACAAAUAAAUUAUUUUUUGGGAGUACAACAUACUUAUUGUGCUAAGUUCAUGCUUACUUUACCCCAUAAUGGUAAUCCACUCAUUAUUUAUAAAUAAUAGAGGUAAAAUGCAUAAAUAAUGUAAAUAAUUUUUUGAGGUGCACAACUUUAUAGCUAUAAGUAUUGUAGACAAAAUGAAUAUAAUCUUACUGCAGCAGUAUGAAUGGAACACAAUCAAAAUACCAUUACCAAGCAUCAACGUGUCAUAAGAUCAAAUUUCAUGACCAUUCUUGACUUUUUCAUCAGUUGCUAAAAAAACUGACUUUUGUCAAGAGGUUAUUUUGGCAGUUGGGAACCUGCUUUAGUGGUCAUUGCUGUUGUAAAGAGGUGACCGUCACAGAGAGGUUUAAACAAGAGGCAAUGUAUGGGCUGUCUGCUGGGUCAAAAAAAGUGGCCGUUAGUAGAGGUUCCACUGUAUUACCUAUACUAAUUGCAUCACUUUCUAUGUACAACUACUAUUUCACUACAUACUGUAAAAUUCCGAAAAUAAGCUCCGGGGCUUAUAUUUUUCAAAGGCCCUUUUUGAGGGGCUUAUUUUUGGAGGGGCUUAUAUUCGGAGGGGCUUAUCUACGGAGGGAAAUUUUCAUUUCAAAUGAGGAAGGAUAUUUACCAUUUUUGCUUUGUUUUACUUUGUAUUCGAGGGCAAAUUCCAAGUACAAACCCCCAAGGGGGCUUAUAUUUGGAGGGGCGAUUUAACGGAGGGUUUUUUGCAUUAUGAUUUUGGGGGGCUUAUAUUUGGAGGGGCUUAUUCAUGGAGGGGAUUAUUUUCGGAAUUUUAUGGUAUGUUGAGAAAGUUUAACCCACCAUGACAACAGUGAUAAUGAUAUUGGCACAAAAACUUUUUCUUCUAUCCUUUGCAAAAUGAUAGCAUUAACUUAUCCAGUAUGUAACCUUUAAAAUCUGUCAACUCUUCCCUCCAUUUAUUUUAUGUUGUACUAAAAAAUAUUAUUCUGUAGACAAAGUUAGGCUGAUUUCCUCGGUUUGGCUUAAAAGAAUCAAAAACAGUGCUUUAAAUUUGAUCAUGCUGAAAGCUUUCUUGCACUCUCUGUGCAUAUUUCAUAUGGUCUGUUCUGUUUGGUACAUAACAUUGGUUCUAUCAGGCUUCACUACUUUAGUUUUGUCAAAGAAUUAUUUUUCUGGUGUGUAUUGUAUUUCUACCUAAUGGAUACAAAACUACUGAGUAAAGAUGAUUUGUCAAUUAGAUGCAAAUUAUACUCAAUUCAUGUUCCCACUGACAUUUUGCUUUCCUUAAAAAUUGGCACAACUUUCACCCGUGGUUUCCAAAGUCAAAAAGAUGAAAACUGGUGAGUGAAUAAACUGUUGAUAAUUGGUGCUUGCUUGCUUAAGGUCACUCCGCUUAAGGUCACUCCGCUUUAUUUCACUAUAAAUAAUAAAAUUGUGGUCAGUUUGAUGUAGCACAGUGUUAAAUGCUUAUAUUUAUUUUAAAUUAUUUAGAAAGACCUUGAGGAGAGCUUGUUUCUAGUUUAGUCAAAGAAAAAACUAAAAAAUGAGGAAGAAAUACAAACCAGAACUCUCACAACAGAACUGUACAUGUACAACCUCUAUUGCCCUCCACUGCUGUAUAUAGAAGAGUUCAGAGUUCAGAGUUGAGCUUAAGUUUCUGUCUAUCACUGAGCCUAUUUAAACUGACUGCAAUCUGCCAUUUUCAAAUAAUUCUGACUCUUUACCUGUUAGGGCCUUGCCACUGAUGAAUGCUGUCACAUUAGAUUUGAGACUCUUUGCAAUGCAGGUAAUUCCAAGUGCACUGUUUACAACAUACACUGUACACCUACAUACAGUACUGUAUGUCCUUCGUACAUAUAAUACAGGAUUUGCAAAUUUUAUUGAUGAGUGGAGUCAGUGUGACUUCUGCUUCACAAAUUUUGGAGUCAUUUUGGAAUAUUUGGAGUCAAGUAUCAUAACGAAAAAAGACGUUUUCAGACUUUCCAGUAUGUGGUCCUGGCAUGCAUACACUAUCGUGAGUGAUACACAAAGUAGCUGUGGCAGUCCACUGACCUGAAAAGCUCAAAUCCUUGAUGGCUGUCAUCGAGUAAACUUUGAUCGUAAUUUAUUCUCUUCCUGUUUUGUCGUGCAGUAUAAUUCUUGAAUUUCGAUGAUUUAAUUAAGGUUUACAAGGUUUACGAUUAACAUAAAUUAUUGUAUUUGUUGCGAAAAAGGUAAGGACAAAACUGUGUUUGUUACCAAAAAUUUCUGAAGUCGAAGUGGCUCCCUGUUUGUUACCGAAAAUUUCUUGAGUCGAAGUGACUCACUCGGUAACCUCGGCGGAGUCAUCUGAACAAUUUUAGCAUAAAAUACUUAAAAUUUGGCGUAUUUUCAAACCCUGUAAUAGGUGUAAUAAGAACCUGAUUGUUUCUUUGUAGUACUGUCAACUCUUUCUACAUUAUUUAGUUGAUGGACACCAUUGGGACAGACACUACAUGUAAGUGUCUGUCUUGGAGAGAUGUUUGUCUUAUAGAGAGUCAAAUGAUGGAAGUAAAGACAGGCAGGGACCAACUCUAGGUGUCUAUUUUACCGAGGUGCCCACCCUAUAGAGGUGUCCUUAAAGAGAGAGUUCGCCAUAAAGUGCAUCUAUUUACCUCUUUUGCUUCCUGGUCUGGAGCUCAAGAACUAUCAUUUAGAUCAUACUGAGCUAGGCGCUUACCAAAGUCAGACCUGACUGGCCAGACUGGUGAUUUUGAAAAUGAAAUUUAUAGGCUUUUGUUGAUAGUUUUCAUUAAAAUCCCAUCACUGCUAUUCUUAUUACUUAUGAGCUCACUGAUAUAGCUGGGCAAUCUUCUGAAAAUCCAGAUGGGCUGGUGCAGACAGCCAGUUCUGGCUGAUGGUACAUGUAAGUGUUCUAGGGACCCAGUUACAUGGUAACCUGAAAUGGCAGAUAAAUUCAGUCUCUGAGAAAAUAAAUGCAAUUGCUAGUUAAAAUUUAACACUGCAUUGAAGGCCAUCAGCAGUUGAGAAAUUGGGUGUGGUUGUGCAAAGGUGAUCCUUACACCGUACUGUUUAUUGAUACCGAUAGGCAGACAAACAGCUUAUUGAAAGCAGACAAGGUAAACCUGGUGAAAUGCUUGAGAAAGCGGCUGAGGUUAUGAUGGGCUGCUUUAGGGUCUGUGCAAGUGACAGGUAAAUUGAGUAAAUUACUAGGGUACACAGAAAGUCAGUUUUACAGCUUGUCAUUUGGGCAGGCUGUGGCUAGCCCAAAAAAGAUUUGAAAGUUGCGGUAACUUUUCAGAUCCAAAAGGCUGUUUGCCAUGUUUGCAUUGUAGAUCAAAGUUUCAAUAAUUUUGAAGAAGAUACAGUGAAAGUUAACGAAACAAAAUUGAAUGGUUUGUAAUUUAGGAACUGCACUACAUUUCAGCAGGUUUUGAUUUUAACAAGAAAUGGGCUCCAGGACUGUUUAAAAUAUGUCUUACUGUAAUUUGCAUCCCCCCCCCACAAAAAAAAAAACUUCUCAAAUUAAAAAAAAAAAAAAAUUCAGUAGCUGGCUAGCAAAGUUCACUAUGGUGAUUACCAGUCUGUGUGUAACGAGGCUACCCCAGACAAUAGUUCUGCAUGUUUCCAAAUGCAUACUUGAUUGGAAAAGUGUCUUACAAUCUACAGUGAAAGAUUCCCUGUUGUGAAGGUUGAUGUCUUUUCUAGCCUUAUUUUGAGGGGAAUCUACUACAUAAUGUACUUGUUGAUGCAUACAUAGUGGAUAACACACUCCAGAUAAUUUUAUACCAAUGGCUGUUAAUAUUAUUUUCCUACAAAGGGAAGGUAAAGUAUGCUAAAUCAAGAGAAAAAUGCAGGUGCACCCAUGGUUAUGCUUAUGAUUACCAUUGACAUCCAUUUUGACAUUACUGAACAUUAAUCCCAAGUGCCAAUUUCUUCACUAUAAUCAGUCCCAUUUGUUUCCCUCGGAAACGUUUGUCACCCUUUUAAAUUAAAAGACAUAGUGGCUUACAGGUGUAUUAUUUCCUUUAAAGCCGUUCAUCCCUUGAUGUGUCCAAGAAGUGGGGCAUGUUAGCACUUGUCAAUCAUUUGUUCAAGAUUUACUUUAAGGUGAUUGAUGGUUUAGCUUUGUUUAUGUACAUGUAUGUUAGUAGUAGUCAUAGAAUUUCUAUUUCACAUGCAUGUAAAGAGUGACACACAGGCAAAUGUAGAACAUAUUUAGCUUCAUAGCAAUGUAAAUCAAAACACUGAGAAAUAAGACACUUACACUGUAGCUCAAGUCACAUUUUUUUAUACAUGUAUUUUGUUUUCAUUGAAGGGCAAGGGUAUAAUUUUGGGUUAAUAGGAAGAGUUUUGCCUUGUAGUGUGUAUUUCAAAGUUGGGGUGACUGUCUUUUUUUUGCAUGUAGAGGUAACAGUUCUGAUUUUUGCCAGAGAAGGUAUGGGGUUUGCUUAUAUUACAACAGGGUUUUCAUCAAGAAUCCUAGUAGCAGGAGAAAGGUGAAAUGUUACAGGAGAAUAUUUUGAAAGAGGCUCGAAGUCUGCAUAAAAAAUAGUCAUAAGCUACCGAACAUUAAGCAGAGAAUUCUGCAUAGUAAAUGAAGAAUUCUUUGAUCUUCGAUGUGUAAUGAAACACCCUGUUGUAAGCAAUGUUACAUAACACAUAUAUUAUACUGAGACACCUUGAAGCGUGGCAUCUUUAGUAGUGUGAAUCUUUCUCUGCCUUAUGCAUAGUAAACUAUUUUUUGAAUUCAUCAAUGAUUUGCAGAUUAACAAACUUCACUUGUGCAAGCCUUUGAUCAGAGCGAUUGAUAGUGCUCCAAUCAAAGACCAGUUUAAACUGGCUCAUCUGGUUACCUACAAGUGAGUGUCUGUUUAGUGAUAUAAAAAAAUCUACUAAAUUUCACAAGUUAUGACUGUGUCCUUGAAUUUUAAUAGUCCUGGAAUUCGAUUUUUUCUUGCUGGUAAUCUGAACCUACAGUAAGUUGCUUCAUAAGGAUUGUUAAUUGGAUGUGGCUGAGUAUUUAUUUAUUACAGAUUCACUCCACUACAUUACAAGCAAAUAAUGAAAUGAAAUAAGUUAACACUACUAUAAGAAAAAAAAAAAAGAAAAAAGUUGUGGAGAAGGAGACAACCAAAAGCCCCAAUGCGCCAUACUAGGCAUGCCCCCACUAAUUAAAAUAUAAGAAAAAUAUGUACAUGUAUGAUAUAUGGCUGCAUAUUCGUCUUGUUCUCUCAGUCCAUAAUAUGCAAAAAAAGAACUUGGCCAAUAUGCAACCUUCUUGACCUCUUGCUUGGUCAGUAUAAAUGCAUAUGUACUUGUAUAGUUUCUGUUGUCAAACAUUGGCUUGUUCCUUAGCAGUUUUUGGAUAUGAAGGGAUGUUUAUUCUGACUAGCAGAUUGUAUAGCAGUUGUCUUCCAUUGAUUGGUAUUUUUCUUUAUUCUUACUACAGUGGAACCCCGCCUUACAGCCACCUCGGCAAUAUGGUCACUCAUUAUAAUGGCCACUUUUUUUCAGCUUGUUGGAACAACCAUACAUUUUCUUAUUAAAAAAACUCCGUUAAUACAGCCAACAGUCACAUUUUAAAAUCCCAAACAGGAGAAUCUGUUAUAAUUUCAUCCCUUUAAUGCAGGCACUCGUACGAAAUUUAGAAAACUGAAUUGCCUGUGACAUCUUUAGUAAGCUGAGCCUGUUCUUGUAUUACUUUUAUAAUAGACUACAAUACACUAAGAAUGCAUUUGUUUUUAGGCGAUUUUUAGAGGUGUUUUAUGCACUGAAGGGAAGUUUCAAGUAGUUUUUACAAUUAGUGUACGCAAUAUCUUCUACUUAUUCCGGUUGUUUAUCUGAGAGAACAGUUGUUCAAGAAGUGCCAAUUAUGUGAAUAUAUGGUUUAUUUGUCAUUACGGCCCUCAAGUCAAGAAAUUUGACCCUGCCCUGGCAAUACGGCCACCCCGUUUUUUUGACCCAUUGAUGAUCGUAUUAAUGGCGUUCUAGUGUGUACUUUUGAUACUGCGGUGCAGCUAAUUUUGUUUUGGCAUGAUGUCCAUCCCGUUUUCUUUCUAAAUCAAUACGACCGAUGUCAAUCACAUUGAUAUCAGCAAACAUCUUCCAAAUUUGGUGAACCCUAGCGGGUUACAAAGAAUUAGCCAGGGGUGAUAUUAAACCAAUUAAAAACUGAAAAAUAUUGUCAUUAAAAUUAAUAAUAAAGUAGUACUCUACAUCUAAGUCAGGGAUUUGCUGUCCAGUGUGGUACGUUUUUGGUGUACUGGGUCAACUUUACUAGAAAUGUUUGUUUUUAAGUUAGUACUGUUACAAAACAUGUACAUUCUGUACCUUUUGGUAUAAGGAAAUACUUUAUCCAACAUCGGCUUUAGUUCAGUCUCAUUUUAGUCUCCCUCGCAGCUGUUUUUGUCUUGUCAUGGGACGCUCCUCCCCAAUCUCAUUUAUCUGAUAAAAAUGGUAUCAUUAUGGGGAUUGUGAGGGUUACAUUUUAAUGGUUUUGUUUAGGUUAUGUUGAAAAAUAUUCUUUUUGUUUCCUGUACCUUUACUAGAUAUUUUGUUGGAAGGAAAGCUAUGUUUGAUAGUGAUUUCAAAGCUGGUGAGAUAUUAGAAUGAUUUAUAACAGUUUUGAAUUUGCUCUGCACAGUACAGCUGUAUGUCAUCAACUAUACCUUUGAGGAAACUCUUCUAGAUUAUUAUGAUAAAAAAUCACCCCAAAAUUAAAUCUUUAAGUCAGCCCCUUGUUUCUCUCUAACCAAGGCUAUUGCAACAAAAUCUCUAUUUGUACUAGUUUAAAGCUUUUGAACUGUCACUGGUGGUAUAAGAGCAAAUGUACACUGAAUGAGAGAUGUGUAAGGUUUGCGGUUAUGCAGUCUUGAGUUAUUUUUGCUGCAAGUUUGCGUAAAUUUUGAGUGGUAUGGUGGUUUUGACAUUUUUCUGCAUGGUUGUGAGGUUUCCAGACCCUCCUUAUACCCCCCUGUUAUGAAAAAAUAUGAUCUUGUGAUGGUACAUAAUUCAUAGUGUUUACCCUUUAAACCCUGAUAUUAAAAUUGAGAUUCUCAUUUACUGUCCCUAUACAAUUCAAUAGAAGUACUGGGGAGAAUUUGUUGAAAUAUCAAUUAGACUCAUCUUUCUUGAUCAUAUGCUCAAUUCUUAUGACCACUAUGUUUUCUAAAGCAUUGACAUGAUAAGGAGAAAUUUUAUGCUGAUCACUCUUAGGGCUUCAAGGGUUAAGAGCAGUAAUAUAAAGUUAUUGACGUUGACAGGUACUGGACAAUAAUAAGUCUCCUCAAAUUAUCUGAUCACUCAGAUAUUAGACUUAACACAGGCUCUCCCCCGCUUUUCAAACAUUGGUGAAAGCACUUGAUCUUCUCUUUUUUUAUGCCUGGGCACUAAGUACUUCAAUAUAAAUGUAUUCUCAUUUUUGUGGACUCAAGUUUGUGUUUACCUCUCUUUUAGCUGAUGAAUUCUUAACAUUUGCAUUUCAACGCUGUCACAGAUCAUCCAGUAAAAAUAAAAGGUAAGGAUAAGCCGUGAAUGCGCUUUUUCACACAAUAAAAGAAAUAAAAAUUAUUUUUGUGCGAAAUUUAAUGUAGUGUUCUUUGUGAUAGUAAGUUCUUGUUACAACAAGGGUUAUUUUUUAUAGUGUUUUUUUUUUUCAAUGAAAAUAAUACUGUUAUUUCAUCAUUAUUUAAGUUCAGACUAGUUGUGAUGUUGAGGCGUAGUGAGAAUUGACUUGUGCAGUGGAUUUAAGCCUUAAGAUCCAUUGAUUUUUUGCAGUCCAUUUUUUCCGGUGGAUAUCUUUCCUCUCCAUCCAGAUCAAAUGGGCAAUUCCAGAAAAUAUCCAUACCCAACCACGGACGGCUUCCAUGUUUUAACCCCCCCUUGCCUUCGGAAAUUCCAAAAUGCGCUACCCCCCCAUGACCUCAGAAUUCCAUAGUCGUGAACCCCUCCUCCCCUUCAGAAUUUCCGGGUUUUUUUGGAAGUACAUUUUCGACUUAGCAACGCCGAACAAACGAACAUGAAUUUAUGCCUCCUCAAGGCUGUGAUCUAGCGGCGCCAGGUGACAAGCUUUACUCUUCAGUGACAAGAAAAACCUACGCUAGUUGCCAGGUCGUGCAAACUCCUUUUUAAGUCCGAAUUUGGCUAUAAAAAUAAACACCACUUAAGGUAAUUUUACUCCUCUUUGUUUUCUUGUGCUGUUAGCUCAAACAGACUGUUAAAAUCUUUUGGCGGUCAAAUAUACCGUCGAGUCGUGUUGCGUCCUUUUAUACGUCAUGUAGUGCGCACGAAAAGCGUUCUAAUCUGACAGGCGUUCCUUGGAAGUGAGGGACUGGUGCGAGUUUUUUUACUCUUUAUCGGACGGGAGUAACAAGAAAUUUGCAAGCGGUAUUAAAAGAUACAUUUUCAGUUUUUAUUCACGUGACAAGAAAUUCAUCAAGGUAAAUGUGAAACCAACGUUUUACUGUUCACUUCUAUAAGUUGUGAGCGUAAACACGUGUCUGAUCUAUCGAUGCUUGUCUUCUGCUUCCGCGGUCAUACGUUCGUGGUUUAUUUACGAACUACAAAAGUCCACAACAAUAGUGUUUUCCAGGAACUUACUCUACACUUUCUACUCCAGAAAUCCCACCUGUGGAAUUCCCCCAUACCUUCGGAUUUCAAAUCGUAAAUACCCCCCCAUGCCUUCAGAAUUCCAUAAUCGUGAAUCCCCCCUCCCCUUCGGAAAUCCUUAAGGCCGUCCGUGGUAUGGUAUGGAUAUUUUCUGGAAUCGCCCAAUGGGUUCUUUGCCAGCUAUCAUAUUUUGAAUUCAUGACUGUUUGGGUUUUGCAGGGCAAUUUUAGUUUAUCUCAUACCUGUGAAAAUGUUGCUGGUAAGUCAAUGGCUCAACUGUCUUUUGUUUGACCAUUUUUGUUUCUGUCAAUGAACCUGGCUAAAGACCCGGAGAACGAGGGCGCUCUAAAAAGUUUUAUAUGGGGAGUCUCUGCCCCAAGGUCCAACCUCUUACCCUUUUACAUGUAUACCGUAAAAUUCCGAAAAUAGCCCCUCCAUGUAUAAGCCGCUCCAAAUCUAAGCCCCCCAAAAUCGUAACGCCAAAAACCCCCCGUUAAAUCGCCCCUCCGAAUAUAAGCCCCCUGGGGAGGGCUUUUACUUGGAAUUUGCCCUCGAAUACAAAGUAAAACAAAGCAAAAAUGGUAAAUUUCCUUCCCACUACACGCUAGCCCAAUCGAUUUUGAAACGCAAAUUUCCCUCCGUAAAUAAGCCCCUCCGAAUAUAAGCCCCUCCAAAAAUAAGGCCCUCAAAAAGGGCCUUUGAAAAAUAUAAGCCCCGGGGCUUAUUUUCGGAAUUUUACGGUAUACCACUUUUAUUGAAAAAAAAGGACCCCUUUCGUAUAUCCUCUCUUACCCAUACCUAGUACAGGGCCCUUCCCAGUGUCCUUGCUGUCUUCUGUCCUCUUCAGGUUUUUGCAAAAAAAAAAUCUUUACUGACUCCUCACUUUCAAAGUUCGAUCAAAAGUCAUUUUCAGUGACAAUAUUGUAAGUAAACUAAACUGCAGAUAUUUCGUUGUUGUUGUUGUUUUAAGCAUUAAUUAUUUUCAAUGAAGUUGUACGGUUAGAUUGUAAGUUCAACUGUCUGGUAAUAACUUCUUGUGUGGUCUGGUCUAGGGUUAUAUGCCAAACGAACAACUUCUGUAUAAAUACAACUUGACUCAGUUUCUGGAUGUUGUCAGAGCUGUCAGGUAUGAAGAUUGUCUUUAACGUUUAACCCUUUAAGCCCCAAUAUCCACAUACAAAUUCUCCAAACUGAUCUCCAUACAUUUCCUUUAAGAAUUAGUUAAGAGAAUUUGAUAAAAGAUCAUGGAAUUUUCUCUACGGUGAUCAUUUUAUUAAUUCUCAUAACCUAAUCUCUUGACAUUGUAUGGAUAUUGUUAGGAGAAAAUUGAUGUGGGUCACUAUUGGGACUUAAAGGGUUAACGUUUAAACCCUAAUCUGGACCAUGUCAAUUUUGCCGUUUCUGCUAGUGCUUUUAGUGCAUUUGCAUGUAUGCAGAUAAACUUACAGUAGUCAGCAGAACUUUCUCAGGCUAACACGAAGCAGACAUGAACCGCGAGACACGCGCGACAUUCUCUCGCGCUCAGAGUGACCUCUAUAAGCUAAAGCAGUAGCUUCUUUGGUUUUAAGGGCUAGGGGCAAUCCGCAUUGUUUUUGUUGAAUCAUCCAUUGCUAUGUUCUUCAACCACAGACCUUGCCUGGAGAGCUACUGACCCUCCCAGCGCUCAACGUCCGCUUCAUGCUUGCCUGCAAAACGCGAAAAAAUUAGCGCCCGUUGUGCAAGUUUAAUUUUCAACGAGUGUCUUACGUUCACUUUCAGAAUGGGCAAUCUUGCACUUUUAAAUGAGACGUUGGAUAGACAACAGGUACUGAGACAUGUCUCUUUUGCACUGACAAAGCGUGUUUGUAGUUAGACACUUUUUUUUCUUUAAUUCUUUAAUAGUUUGCCAAUACAAAAUACACACUUAGUAUUGACCGGAAAGCCCUAAACAGGAAACAACUUCCCUCAUUGGAGGGCUACCUAAAUUCACAAUAAAUAAGAAAUAAAAAACAACUAAAAGAAAAAAUCAUAAAUACCUAGACAAGUGGCAAUCAUGUGCAAUAUUAAACUAGAAUAUAAUUAAACUAGUAAGAAAAAUAAAUUAAAAGAAUGUAGAAAUAUCCUUCAUGUGUAGAAAGGAUUUCAGGCAAUUCUUAUAGUCGUCUAAAGAUUCAGUUUUUCUUAAAUGUAGAGGCAGAGAGUUCCAUGACUUUACUAUUCUAAAGAAGUGCGAAAAUUUUAAAACAUUAGUUUUUAGUUUUAUCCAAAUAAAUUAAAGUCAGCGCGGGUAGGAAGUCUUUACUUUAAUUACGCUUUAUUAUGCUAAAAUUUAAGGUCUUCAAACAUCUGUUAGACGUUUCUAAGAAGAAUCUAAUUUAUUUUGAAGAGCUCCAGUUAUGGUAAUCACUGACGUUGUAGUAAUGAGCCGGAAUACAGCAUGCACUUGUGAGGGAUGAAUGCGGCGCUAACAACUGUUAAGCUAGCAUUACUGUAGGUUUGUGUGCAAGUUAUUUCUGUGUUAUGCUUCAUGUCUAGCAUUGAUUACUAUUUUCCAGGUCUUCUUCAUACAGUGUGGUGUUUACCUUAUCCUAGAGAAGUUGAAGAUCAUUACGUAUAGGAAUUUAUUCAAAAAAGUGUAAGUUCAUGUAGUUUUUCCGCAAGAGCCAACAGCCCCAAUCACCCUCCAUCAUCUUCUGUUUUUAGCUAUUUCUCUGAAAGGGCGACAUUAUUCUAAGCGAGGAAAAUCGGUCGGAUUUAUUUUGUCUCUUGGUCAGUUUGUUGUUACUUUAUAUGUCGAAAUGAAGCAGACUAUGGCAAAGGUCCUGGCUAUAAAUACGUAUUUCUCAAUUAUCUUUUAGACAUUAAAUUAUAGGAACAUUUACGCUAAUGAAAAGCAUUUCCAACUUCUUUUGUUUCAGGAGUCUUCUUUUAAAAACUCAUCAGUUACCCUUAGAUGCGUAUGUUGUUGCUCUUAAAGGAAUGAAGGUAAAUAAAGCCAUUUUAAAGGGGUCGCUAAGAGCUGAGUUUGUCAUACAGGGACCUUUCUGUUGGUUUGCAUAACAACUGUAAUAACUGUAAUAACUCAUUUAUGAUGUUGGAAGAGCACAUUAUUUGCCGUCUAGACGAUGAGACCGCGAAAUAACCGUAUUUUUGCGUUUGGUUCCUUAUUCGAAUGCAAGCUGUCGUAAAACGAAAGGCCUAGAGGGAAUGUGGAAACGUGCGUAUGAGGCUUGCGUUCUUCGCGCGAAAAUGUCGCGUCUUAAGCCUUGCAAAGAGCGAUUUCGAGAAAAAAAAGCACGACUGUUUUGCAGUCCAAGGCGGGAAAAACGGGAAAUAAAGCAGACGUAUUAAAAGUCAGACAAACUGAGCGUCGUCUGAAUUUAAGUGCGUCUGAUCAACGCUCUUAAUAGACGUCUUUGUGGUCUCAGAAUUUUGAGCUGUUGAGUGUAAAGACGAGACGCAUUCCUAGACUGCGAACAGUCUCUCUUUUUCUUCAGAUUUAGUAAGGGGAGUGCACGCGCGCCCGAGCGUUGAGCGGCGAAGCCGCGAGACGCGAGAAACGUGCCUCUCCCGUCUCGCGCCGUCAGUCACGCGCGUGGUCAUUUGCGUGUCUCGGGCGUUUUGCUCGACGGGCCUAGAAAAAAGAGAGACUGAUCGUAGUCUAACGCAUUCCCGCCAUCGUACUUAACUCGUCCAGACGUGUUUAAGGUCCUCUAGUAUAAAAACGGCCAUUAUAAUUGUUGCUGUGAAGGGGUUGAAGAAGCAUGGCAAAGAAAUCUAGUGGACCAUGAUGGUUAUUCUAUUCUAACUUCACUGUAUGUUUAAUAUGAUUGUAGGUUGACGAUGUAGACGUUAUUGAAGUUGAAUGCAUAGUGGCGAAUCUUAUAUAUGAGGUGGGUAGGUGGGCGUCAUCUUUCGAGAGAUUUCAAACCAGACGUUUCUACAUUCGGUAUGCAUGUAAUUAGCACGAAAGUACAAAUUGAGGACAUUAUUUUUACCGCCGUUUUACGUGGUCAUCCAAGCCACGCGAACCUCGACCUCUCGCUCUGCGCUCUACCGACUGAGCUGUUACAAUCCACAUGAUCCACUCGUCCUUCAUUUCACACGGAACCCGUAAAUUCUAGCCUACAUAGGCUAGUAAAUUCGUGUUGACGGAAUAUUUGUUUGGAAGGUGUCGGUUCCUGGUAGAUGUGCUAGAAGUGGUCUGGCUAAGAGAUGUAUUUGGAGAGCUUCCUCGAUCUUUUUUGUUCUCAAGCGCACUCGUUUGAGUUUUGAGAUGUAUGUUUGUUUCUUUCUUUUGUGGGCGUGCGGGGGUCCUUGUUGUAAAGUUAAUAUUAGUAACAUUCUUCUUUGUCUCAGGGUUACAUCAAAGGCUAUAUAUCCCAUCAACAUCAGAAGUUAGUGGUCAGUAAGCAGAAUCCAUUUCCUGCCUUAACAAGCUUUCUCUAGCCAGCCACUUCAGGGAUGAUGGUUUAACAAACUCAAAGCGUCGCGAAUCCUCAAAGAGAGACUGGAAAGGAGCAAGCCGUUUCAAGAACAUGCAGUGAUGUUUACGUUGACGACCCAUCACACACAUUUUGACAGUCUAAAGACGCCAUAUUAGAAAGAAAGGCGGGACUCAUGCGCCAUUGUUGAAGUUACGAACCAUUUAGGACCGAAACUAAAGCACGGCUAAGACUUAUGAAAAGGUUUUUCUAAUGAGGGUUUUCGCGACGACAAAGAGGCGGUUUUGAUUGGAACAUAUUGCUUGUGUUAAUUUUCUUGCCACUGAAGUGGUUUUCUUGAGUCCCCUUUCGUUCACGAAAAUUGACUUGCAAUUUUUUCGAUCGGCAUUUUUAUUCACUUCAUUAACGGGUGACUGAACAUUCUAGUGAGUACUUUUUCCUGCUCUAUUAAGUUAUAUCGAUUUCGUGAAAAUAUGAGAGAUCUCAGAAGCAUAUGUCCAUCAAGAGAAUGGAUUAAUGUUUUAGAUGUCAAACUUUACAUAUACCGCCGGCAUCCAAUUCAAAUGAGGUAGAAAUGUACCUUUUUCCCGAAAUCAUAAAACUCGACGUCUGAAAUUGGCCUAGCCCGUGAAUACAGCCGCCUUUCACCUCUCGCCGGCGCAAGGAACGUUUUGAGAAG
This is a messenger RNA of Porites lobata, 22940 nucleotides long. The record is from the annotation of a GenBank genome assembly. NCBI's taxonomy places the organism in Eukaryota, Metazoa, Cnidaria, Anthozoa, Scleractinia, Poritidae.